AUUUAAAAAAAAGAAGGGAAAAGCAGAGACCCCCCACUGGCUUCUGUUUUUGGCUCUUUUCACAGACCUUCCCCUUUCCUCAGCAAAGUUUUCCCUUCCCCUCAGUAAAAAAAACAGCCCAUCAACACAAAUUUUCAGACUCUCUCUCGGCCACCCACCUUCAGCCACACACUGCCCUUUCCAUCUCCAUUCUCAAAACCGAAACAGAUCUUCCCUCUAUCACCCGAACAGCCAGAAAACCAAAGCCUCAUCCUCUCCUUCUUUCUUUUGGCUUCUCCCCAUCACCACCAGAUUCUCCCCCACGGUCCAGCAACCUUUCUUAAGACCAGCCAAAACCGUGAUCCACAAGCCGCGUCAGGAGCUUUGCUUCACAUUCCAAACAGACAGUUCUUCUCUGAGUUCUGCACUAGAACGCAGCCGUCUCCAGCUUCAACAGCUGCGUCGUCUUCAGCUCUGGCAGCCAUCGCUGACUCGCAGCCCCUCAACCACUGGAAGCAGGUACUAGCCGCAGCAGCAAUCCAGUAGUGCGACCAGUCUCGUCUCUGCACCAGCAGCUGGUCCAGUCGUCUCUCUUGCCAUAUCUCUUCCCCAUCGUACUCUGCACCGGGAGCAAGAAGCAGCAGGGGUGCGCGGUCAUCACCAGUCAUUGCAAUUCCCCAGCCACUUUGAGCACGCAAGCCAGCAGCAGCAGAGGGGAUUUUUUUACUUCGGCCAUAGGUUACUCCUCCAGCAGCAUCCUUCUUUUCCCUGCAGAGGUUGCACUGGUCGUAGCAACACCGAAGGGCCACCAUAGAGACAAUCAUCUUUCAGCCAGCAAACCUGUCUCCACACGCCAAGUUUUAUCGGUUGGAUUCUUAAAUAUAUGGAGUCCAAACCUCCACAAGAUGGCCAGAGGAAGUAUAGGUUUAUGCCUAAAGCUCCUCCACGCCGACUUUCAAAGCCGGAAGUUAAAACUGAAAAGGUGGAGAAUGUGGAUACUCUACAGGCCAUGAACUUGAUGAAGCAAUUCCAGGAAAGGUCCCUAAAGCAAAAGAUUACAAACGAAAAGAAAGUGCAGAAACCUGACAUUGCAUUUGGUCCUGGAGCUGCUGCAACUAAGCCCUUUCCAAGCUGGAGUACAAUUAACAGAGAUCAGGGUUCAUCUUCCAAUGGUAAUGCCGAUGCUCCAGGCCUGAGAGAGAAAGAAUACAUUGAACCAUGGGAUUAUUACAGUAAUUAUCCCGUGAGUCUCCCUAUGAGGAGGCCAUAUUCAGGAAAUUCAGCAAUUCUUGACGAAGAGGAAUUUGGGGAGGUGUCCGAAGCUGCAACAUAUGAUGAAAAUUCAACAAAUUCUGCGGUGGAGCUUGGUUUGAUGGAGGAAAAUGUUGAAGCAAGUAUGCUCUUUGUUCAGUUACCACCAACUAUGCCCAUGAUAAAGCGAUCAGCUACAGCAGUUGGCCCUGAGGUUAAGGAAAGCUCUAGGCCAUCAGGAGGUGCACGUGCAAUUGAGAAGACUUGCAGAUUAGAUGAGUUACCAGCGGGCUACAUGGGUAAAGUGCUAGUGUACAGGAGCGGUGCUGUUAAGCUGAAGCUUGGGGAUACCCUUUAUGAUCGAAAAUCACACCUUUGAAAGAGUUUACAACUCAGAGUUGAUGUAUUAUUAUUUGAGCACCAUGCUGUGGUUGAAGUAUCAUAACAGUACGAGGAGCAUGGAUGUAGGAAGGUGAGAGAUUGAAUUCGAAAUUCUGCAGAAUCAUUGCCAAAGCCAUCUUGGCUUCUAACAUGGCAAAGUUUCGGCCAAUACAGGUUCUGGGGCUCCAUCCAAAGGGAAAGAGUGCUAGUUGGUCUUUAGAUGCCCUUGAAACUCCGAGGAAUCUCUCUGUUCUGAAUUCUUCUACAUCAUCACCCCAGAGUUCAGGAUCAUGAUGAAUGAGCAGCAUAGGAAGCGUAAGGUCGACACGUGCAGGAAGAUGGAUGUUUCCUAUCCUGGUUUCCUUGUAAGUAUGUUGGUAUAGAGAAAUCACUGGCGGAUAUAACCUUAAGACUUCAUUAAGUAUCAUGUUUACCUGCAGUUAAAUAUAACAGAAAUAGUAUUUGAUCAAAGAGGUUAGUAACUGGGAGAAAAGUGCAGCAGCCUGAGAAAUUCCAUCACAAAUUAACAUGAAAAGUCGCAUGAGAAAGCUUUUUUUUGUGUGUAGACAUCUCUGUGAAGCUCCUCAGGAGGACAAAAGGGAAAGGGUAUCCAAUUAAUGGGAAAUUACUCACAAUCUUGAGAUGGAUCAAAGCUUCAAAAUUGGGUUCUUUCUGCCCACAAACUUGUAGAACUUCCUCCCUAGCCAUUUCUUGCCAUUCUGGGUGCAGAGCUAGUACUAUCAUUGCCCAUGUUAACCAGCUCGAGGUUGUUUCUUUCCCAGCCAGGUAGCACUGCUUGCAUUCCUCUAUUACUUCUUCAAUACUCAAGUCAUCCCUUAUUGUUCCGCUUGCAUUUUCUGGUAGAUUGUUCUGUCAUUAGAUUGCAAGAGCAUGCCUAGCAAGUCAUCAUCAUCGGAUUGUCCAGUUCUCAUCCCGUACUCUUUCCUUUGAAUCAAAUCUCUAAUCAUUGAUACGAUCUCUUUGUUCAUCAUCGUCGGAAAGAAGAUCUAGUUUACCUAGUCAAUGAAUUCCUCUA
Molecule: messenger RNA, 2647 nt
Organism: Populus trichocarpa (black cottonwood)
Lineage: Eukaryota; Viridiplantae; Streptophyta; Magnoliopsida; Malpighiales; Salicaceae
Exons: 10
Coding region: 863-1609 (248 amino acids)
Biological process (GO): transcription by RNA polymerase III
Cellular component (GO): RNA polymerase III complex
Molecular function (GO): DNA binding
Source: RefSeq, a predicted model, not a curated record